This is a messenger RNA of Symbiodinium sp. CCMP2592, 654 nucleotides long. The record is from the annotation of a GenBank genome assembly. NCBI's taxonomy places the organism in Eukaryota, Dinophyceae, Suessiales, Symbiodiniaceae.
AUGCCUGCAUGCAGAGCACUGGCCGAUGACCUCCUGAAAUCAGAAGCGCCCUUGGACUACCUGGUCCUCACACAAGGAAUGGCCACUCUGCAGGGCUACACGCCCACACCUCCAGAGAAGGGUGGUCUGGACGAGAAGCUCACAUUGCACUACUACUCCAGGGCGUUGCUGAUGGAUGCCCUGGGGCCUCUUCUGCAGAAGUCGAGCGAUGGGCGCUGUUUGUCAGUGCUGAGUGGUGGUAUUCACAGUGCUUACGCAGGCUACGUGGAGGACCCCGACCUCUCGAAGGGCUAUUCCCUGACGAACGCAGCCAACCUCGCAGGCUUCUACAACGACAUCGCGGCGGAUGCGCUAAGCAGCGCAUACCCAGGCGUGAGCUUCGCACACGCAUCCCCGGGCUUCGUGGCCACUUCCUGGGGAACCGAAAUGCCGGCGGUCGUUAAGGCCUUGGUUCGGCUGUUGCAGAACUUGGGUCGCUCGAAGGAGGAUGCUGCUGAGUACAUGUUCAGGAGCCUCUAUCAUGAUGAUUUCAAAGGCGGUGGCUUCUACAUCGUGAACCAAUACGGCGAGAACACUGGCACGCUGACGAGCCUCCACAAAGAAGCGAAAGACACUGUUUGGAGCCACACAAAGGAGAUAUUGGCGAAGUUUUGA